GUUUAGAAUAGUAAAACAAUCAAGGAAAGAAUUGAAAUCACUUUCUUUUUUUUUUAAACGUCGAAAGUAAUUGAAAUCAAUAAUGUCUCUUUCCUUGAUUACUGCUGGUUCGAUUCUUAUCUGCCCCGAUCUUCGUCUCCGCCAACCUCCCUCGUAUUUGACAAUCUCUUCAUCCCUGUCGUCCUUUAUUCUCCCUUCCAGUAAUCACCGCAAGAUCACACUCCCGGUCAAAGUCACCGCGAGAGGCGACAUGGAGACGGCGGCGGAGACUAUUUCCGGUGGUGUUCCCAACAACACGAUGAAGCUACUGUUCGUAGAGAUGGGUGUGGGUUACGAUCAACACGGGCAGGACGUGACUUCUGCGGCGAUGAAGGCGUGUAAGAAUGCAAUUUCUUCCAAUUCGAUUCCUGCUUUUAGAAGAGGUUCGAUUCCUGGAGUUUCAUUUGGAGAAAUGAAGUUACAGAUCAAGCUUGGAGUGCCUCGUUCUCUUCACCACCAGCUGGAUCUUGACAAGAUCAAGUCUAUUUUCCCCUAUGGAGAGAUUGUUAACGUGGAGGUGGUGGAUGGAGGACUGAUCUGCUCAAGUGGCGUUCUAGUUGAAGAAAUGGGUGAUAAAAACGAGGACUGCUACAUUGUGAAUGUCGCCGUUUACGUUGGCUACUAGUGUCUCUUGUUUCUUUGGGUAUUUGAGUUAAAACAAAUGUCGUAGUGGAAGAAGAUAGGUGAAAGGGAUAACUUUGCAGUCACUUUUUGUUUUUAGAACAAAAUGUUUGUUUCUCACUAUCUGAAUUUCAGUUUAAACAUUGAAUCAUAGAAACAAAUGUUUCAGUCUUAGCUCUACGCCUGGACAUUUAGGUUUUUGGAUCAAGUUUGGGUCGGUUCUAAUCGGAUCCAAGUUUUUUGGAUCGAAGAGUUUUGGACUCAGAGGAUGAUAUAUAUGUAUUUUGAUUGGCUUUCAAGGUUGUUCUUGAUUUGGGUUUCAA
Brassica napus (rape) is the source of this 983-nucleotide messenger RNA. RefSeq lists its product as uncharacterized. The record is from RefSeq and is a predicted model, not a curated record. Bases 83 to 664 code for a protein of 193 amino acids. The transcript is spliced from 4 exons. Lineage: Eukaryota; Viridiplantae; Streptophyta; Magnoliopsida; Brassicales; Brassicaceae.